This is a messenger RNA of Striga asiatica, 426 nucleotides long. The record is from the annotation of a GenBank genome assembly. NCBI's taxonomy places the organism in Eukaryota, Viridiplantae, Streptophyta, Magnoliopsida, Lamiales, Orobanchaceae.
AUGGAUUCCUCCCAGACGGCAGCCGGCGGUGAGGGCAACGGCACCACGACCUUACAGUCCACGGACCAAUCUCCAAUGGAUUCUUCAGCCUCCUCCGCCGCUGCCGCUGCCUCUCCAAUCGACGCUCCCAAACAGAACUUGACUCAAGUUACAAAUUCAUUCUACAAAACUCCGGGCAUUCUUCACCAGCUCUACCUCACCGUCGCCUCCCAAUUCCCGAACGCAUCGGAGAAGUGCAGCAUACAGGUCCCAAUGGAGAAUUCGUAUUCUCAUUGUCUCGUGAGCUUGCCCAAACAUCUUCUUGAAGAACUGGAACUAAUGCCUGAUGAAGUUGAAACUUAUAGAGAGAUUCGUGCAGCUUCUACAACUGUGAGUUGUUCUUACGUUUUAUUGAGUUCGUUCACUAGAUGGAUUGUUUUAACUUAG